AUGACCACAGUCAUCUCUAAAUGCAUCAUCAAGACCCUGUGCGACAACCAUGGCUGUUUGGACUUCAAGCGUCUGGAUGAGAGGAUCGCGCAGAGUUUCACUGUUGCGGAACCCGUCCUGCGCAAAGUCCUCUUCGAAGAUGGUAAAAUAGCCAUUCAGGAGGGCAAACAGAGGGUGGUCGGCGGGCAAGUCCUCAGCCCGGAUAGUUUGAUUGUGGCUAAAACCAGUCUGCGGCUGUGUCAGAGGAAGCCUGGAGAGUGUCCACAGUGCGAUGGGUUACACCUGUGCAAGUAUUUUGUGUGCGGAGACUGCUCCUUCGGACCCAGGUGUAACAAAAACCAUAGUCUGGUUGAUCCAUACAAUGCACAGCUUUUGGUGAGAUAUGGUCUUCAUGAUUUGACAGAGAAACAGCUGUUCCAGCUGUUACUGCAGAAUGACCCAUAUCUGCUCCCUGAGAUCUGCCCCCACUACAACAAGGGCAACGGUUUGCACGGUUCCUGCAGGUUCACCACAUCGUGCAUCAAGCUUCACGUCUGCCUGCACUAUCUCCAGGGUGACUGUAGGUUUGGUUCUUCAUGUAAGAGAUCCCACAAUAUUGAUGCUACUGAUGCACAAGGAAAGAAGCUCUUCAGAGGAUUCAGUCAGGAGAAUAUUACCAACCUUCAUGGGAUCUACAGAAAUAAACUCAUCAUCAUGGGUCAUCAGGAGAGACGAGCUACUGCUGUUCCUGCGCUGCCAGAGGUGAAAAUGCCCACUCAGCAGCCUUCCCACAGCAACCCUGGAUCCCCCACUAGUUCUGCUUGUCCAUCCAAACCAAUAAGCGAUGCAGACAAGAAUGAAAUCUGCCUCUACUUCAUCCGUAAGAACUGCAGCUUCAAAGAGAGGUGUGCUCGUGUCCAUUGGCAUCUGCCGUACAGAUGGCAAGUUUUAGACAGCGAUGGUGUGACCUGGACGGACCUGCCUAACAUGGAGGACAUUGAGAAGGCCUACUGCGACCCAGAACGUGACACAAGCUCCAUGGAUUCACUGUCGUCUCCCUUAGGGAUUUUCAGAUUUCUGUCUUUACAAAGCUCUGCAUCCCUUGCUGUGCAGUCAGUUGACUUUAUGAAGAUGACAUACGGAGGGUCUCCAGUCCGUCGCCUGUCCACUGCCUCCUCUGUCUCAAAGCCCCCUCACUUCAUUCUUACAACAGAAUGGCUUUGGUACUGGAAGGAUGAGAGCGGGAUAUGGAUGCAGUUUGGACAGGGUGGUGGUGACGCAUCAGCCUCUAUCACUUCUCAGAUUCUGGAGAAUGUAUACCUGGCAGACAGUGAUACAGAGAUCCCUUUUGGUGCUGGCAAACACCAGUACAUCCUCCACUUAAAAGGUGCACCGGGAACCCCUGAGAUGUAUCAGGAGAAUGUAAAGUACAAAACCAAGAGAGAGGUCAGAAGGAGGCCUCUCUUUGUGUCUGCUAAUGAUGUGGAGGUGAAGCUAAAGAGUCCUUUAUCACACACCUCCAGCUCCUCCACAGCUACAAGUUUCCCACCCUACUGGGACAAGACUGCCCUACCAGAUGUUGGAUAUAAGCUCAUACCUCUCUCCAAAUCUGCAACGGAGUAUAGUAGGAUUGAGAUGUUGUUUAAGCGUACCAUGCCCCUGAGUAAAAUUCACAACAUCCAGAGGAUCCAGAAUCCCGCUCUGUGGGAAGUCUUUCAGUGGCAGAACGAGCAGAUGAAGAAGAGGAACGACGGGAAACCUGUGAAUCAGCAGUACUUGUUCCAUGGGACAGACGAGUCCCUGAUUGAAGCCAUCUGUGAGCAAAACUUUGACUGGAGGAUGUGUGGUAGCCACGGCACGGCCUACGGCAAAGUGAAAAUAAAACCAUUGCUCAGAUUAAUGGUUAUUCAAAAAUGCUUUCCUUAAAUAACUUUAAAAAUCACAGCUUAAAAAUAUAUAAUUAUUGCUACAUA
This is a messenger RNA of Morone saxatilis (striped sea-bass), 1952 nucleotides long. It is a transcript of the gene parp12a, whose product is annotated as poly (ADP-ribose) polymerase family, member 12a. Gene Ontology annotation, molecular function: NAD+ poly-ADP-ribosyltransferase activity; metal ion binding. The record is from RefSeq and is a predicted model, not a curated record. Lineage: Eukaryota; Metazoa; Chordata; Actinopteri; Moronidae.